This is a messenger RNA of Trichoderma atroviride IMI 206040, 2664 nucleotides long. RefSeq lists its product as uncharacterized. Gene Ontology annotation, cellular component: cytosol; nucleus. Gene Ontology annotation, biological process: protein deubiquitination. Gene Ontology annotation, molecular function: cysteine-type deubiquitinase activity. The record is from RefSeq and is a predicted model, not a curated record. NCBI's taxonomy places the organism in Eukaryota, Fungi, Ascomycota, Sordariomycetes, Hypocreales, Hypocreaceae.
AUGAAGGAGUUUCCCAGGAAGUUCCUUAGCCUGCGCGAUAAGAGCGGCGAGCACCAUCGUAGCAAGUCUGCCCCUCCUGCAAAUAAGGCACGUCCUCUCACAGCCGACACGUUUCGGUCUUUAUUCAAGCCUGACCAUUCAAGACAGGCCAACCAAAAUGAAGCGGAAGCCACUAAAGAAGCCGCCAAGAUUGAGGAUAUCCAGCGACGUUUAGACGCACUCAACAUUACCAAUAUCACCGUCGAGCACAUCCAAGAUAUCUUGGUCACCAAAUACGCAAAUGGCGACCCACAGCGUACUACGGAAUUCAUCGAUAUCGAGCAAAAAUCUACCUCUGGCGUUAUCCUACCCUAUGACCCAAGCGUCCAUAUGGUUGGUGCCGAGAACCGCAGCGCCGUCACCUGUUACAUAGAUGCUCUGCUCUUCGCCAUGUUCUCUAAGCUGGAUGCUUUCGAGUGCAUGCUCAAGAACCAAUUCCCAGCAGAUGAUCCCAGGAAUAGGCUAGUUACGCUGCUACGUAUAUGGGUGAACAUGCUACGCACAGGCAGACUCAUCCGCACAGACUUGACUAAAUUAAUACAAGACACCAUGGCUGAAUGCGGCUGGCUGGACGCUCGUCUCUUGGAACAACAAGAUACCUCAGAAGCCUUUGCUUUCCUUACGGAAAAGCUAGAAUUACCUCUCCUUUCGCUACAAGUUGAUCUCUUCCACCAAGGGAGACAUGACGACGAUGACCACAAAGUUGUCUACGAGAGGCUACUCAAUCUAGCAGUACCGUCAGAUACCGAUGGAAACGGCAUUAAGCUAGAAGAUUGCCUAGAAGAGUAUUUCAAUACUCAGGUCGACGUGCUCAGAGACAGCGAAGAAGCAAAGAAAUCGAUUGCAGAGGACGGCAGCCCAGGCGCGGUUCCUAUAUUAUCAAUCCCGAACCAAAUUCGGCUGAUUAGGGACGAAGAAAGUGUCUUAACGCCCACGGCCAUUUCAUCAUCUCCAAUUGACAUGUCACCAUUGACUCCGCGGGCAGGACCCCUGCUGGAAAAAGACGAAGAUAAAGAAGAAACCUCUGUAUCGGAACUAGUCGUUAAUGGCACGAGCCAAAACGACGCUCCCUCUGACACACCGCAAUCACCGCAAUCACCCAGCGUAUUGAGCGCAGGAGACAGCGCAGGCAAUGCAAGCGAUCAUGCCGCAGGGUCUUCUUCUAGGAUGACAAUCAGGCAUAGGUCAGCCAGCGUCAUCCAGCGGGUAAUGCUCGACAAUGGAGGACGCCCAACGAGUUCCGAGACCAGCACCCUUCGCAAGAGGCUCAGUGGGAAAGGAUCAACUGUAGUCAAGGCGGUUACGAUACCUGCCUGGCAGUUCUUCCGACUAAUUCCUUGGCAUGCGGUUAAUAGUACAGAGCCCCGAAACGAUGUCGAAGUGGCAAUGAAUUUUGACCAGCGCCCUGUGGUAGGCAUCUGCUUAAAGCGGUAUGCUAUGACCGAGUCUGGCCAGCCGAAGCGUCUCAAUACGUACAUCGACAUUCCAGAGAGCAUGCGACUUCCACAUUUUAUGCUUGCUGAUGGACCUAACAUUGAAGAGGAGAUCAAUGGACUGGCAACGGAAUAUAAGCUCGUCCUGCAGUCUAUAGUCUGCCAUCGAGGCGAUUCAUUGCAAAGUGGCCACUACAUUUCUUUUGCGAGAGUCGCCCCUAAACUCCUCACCGAUAACAGAAGGCAUGAUUUCGAUCCGCCUCCGGAUUAUGAGGAAGCGCAGUGGGUGAAAUUUGAUGAUCUAGAUAUCGCCAACAGAGUCAGCUUUGUCGACGAUAUCAAGGAAUCAUUAAAGGUCGAGAUGCCAUAUUUGUUGUUCUACCAGAUCUUGCCCAUGGUCGAUGCUUCUGAGAGCACAGACACUGGGCGGCCGCCAUCCUAUGAUGAAUCAAAGAAGAGUCUGGAGAUUCAAAACUCUGCGACUAGCGAAGAAACGCCAGCUAGCUCAACGCAUGUAUUGACAGCGCACCAUGAGCAUCAAGCUUCAGCUUCGACCAGUCGCUUGGGGCAAAGCAAGCCUCCUAGCAUUAGACUUUCCGCCGAUGUCGAGCGACCAUCACGUAAGUGGCUAGAAGGUAUAAGUCUCAACUUUGGAGGGUCGUACGUGGAGUCUGUGAUUUCCCGCCGCCAGAGCGAGGCGCUCACGGACUCUACUGCUCAUACGCCAUCUGUUACACCAGAUCCGCAAUCACCUGCCGUAACACCGGCUGAUGAACCGACAUCGUCCAGAUUGUCUCGCGCUGCGUCGCGCUUCAACCUGAAUAAGCAGAGCCGCCCAGCUAGUCAAUCGGGCGAGGGCCGUAUCAGCCUUAACCUCAGUCGCUUUGGGUUGAUCAAGACCAGCAAAGAGCCGCUACCCGACCCACCGGCGCUGAAUAUCUCAUCUACCACCUCGAUAGGCCAAGCAACUGCAAGUCCUCAACCAAUUUCCCCAUCAAUGUCGUUAGAAAAACAGUUACAUCACCCCCCUGGUACUGAAAAGUCGGAUAGAAAUGAGAAGGCUGAAAAGCAUGACAAGAAUGACAAAAUAGAGAAGGCGGAAAAGCACAAGCAUAAAAGGAAAAAGUCUAAAGAGAAGAAUGAAAAGCAGAAGUCGGGAGAUCAGCCCGAGCGGGAGUGCGUCGUUAUGUGA